AUGUUGUCGUCAGAUAAGGAAUCAGAUCCGGUUGUAUUAAGCGAUACACCAGCUCAGCCUGACAUGUUGCAAGCAGGCUUGGAGUCAAAUCUGGAGUGUUUAUCAUUAGAAGCGUUGAGGUUCGUCUGUAAGGUAUCAGGAGUACCAGAUUCAGGCCAAAAGAAGGAAGUUGUGGCAAGGCUGGUUAAGGAAGGUAAAGUCUGGUUGGGGCCGGAUGCAACCAUUGAUGUCUCUGAGGUACCUGGAAAAGGGAAAGAUGUGCAACCGCAGCCAUUAGAGAACAGGAGCGAAAGUCUAUUGGAGGACCCUGACAUGUUUCAGUGGACUGGUGAUAGGUCCCAACAGUUGAGAUCAGGUGUACAAAACCCUCGGGACUCUUUCAAAAGGGAGGCCAUGCUUGGUUCAAACCUGGCACACAACAGGCCUUGGAAUAAAGGAGCUAUGAAUUGGGGUGCGUAUUUUAGUACUUUGACAUUAAAUGAUGUGAAGCGUAAGGAUAUGUGGGAAAAACAUGAGUUGUUGAACCAGCGUAAUCAGUGGGAGGCAUAUAUGGUGAGAGUCGCUGAUGAAGAUGGAUGGGAGGUUGCAUUUAAGAUAGCAACUGCGGACUUGUCGGACCCAAUAUCUGAAAUUUUAGAGAGUAAACGUGAAAGAGCUAGAUUAGCAACACAAUGUAACUAUUGUAUUACUCUCGUUUGGAAUGGUCACUGGUUCAGGCCUCUAUCUUUCAAAUGGGCAGUGUUUCCACAGCACAAUUCACACAAACACAACUGUAUAUUCAUCAACCAGGAUUUUACCAACAAUUCUCAAAUCAGCCAGCAGGGUUUUAGCCCAAAUGCGGCCCUGCCAUCUCUGGGGCAACAAGUGUUCUCCCCAUCUCCGUACUGGUCAAAAAAGGGUGAUAAAAACAAGUGGUCCAAAAGAAAGGAUGUGGUUUGUUAUUUAUGUAAAAGAAAAGAGCAUUUUGCUAAUGAGUGUAGUUCUAGGAAGCAUCUUGGUUUGCCCUUUCGUGGGAAUAGCCACAAUCGAGAAAUAGUUGACUACACUCAGGAGGUGUUGGAAUCAGUAGAAGAAGAAGAAGAUAAAAUAUUGGGAGAAAAUAAUAAGGCUGUCUCAGAUAAUGCUAAGGUGAUUAAAGGAGGGAAUUCCUUUGUUUCUGAGAAAUUUAAUGCGUUUAGUAACCAGUUCAAACCUGAGGCCCUAUCGUUUUACACAGGAGGAGAUGCUUUGGUUGAAAGAAGAGUUGCAGAGAUUAGAGAUUGCAGGGGCUAUA
Racocetra persica is the source of this 1273-nucleotide messenger RNA. The record is from the annotation of a GenBank genome assembly. Lineage: Eukaryota; Fungi; Glomeromycota; Glomeromycetes; Diversisporales; Gigasporaceae.